AUUCCCCAGAAGAGUUGACUCGCUCUCAGCUCCCUUGCCCUCCUUUGUUAUUACUCACAGUCUCUUUCGCCGAUUGACAAACCGUGGGUUUGCUCUCUUAUCACUAUUGUUUUCAUUUUUUCCUCUCAGCCACGGCUCGCUUCAGGUUGGCGCUUCUGCCAAGCACCCUUCCUGGAAGCUGCAUCAUCGCUGCGCUGUCCCCUCCAAGCGCGCGCUCGCUCUCUCCCUUCUGCUCCAACGCUCCUCACCUCAGGGGCGCUUUGCUCAACAUCCGGUUACGUUGAAAUGCUAGAGUACUUCGUACAGUAUGACCGAAACAAAAAUGCAGUUGGAAGAUUGUAUGUGUUUGCAGCCUUUGCUGGCUCUUUUCCCCUCCCUCGGUUAUGCCGGAGUUCUCGCCCACGACUGUCAGCGUGAUACUGACCAUGCUUCGCCUUGAUCAGGGCUGGAUGACUUAUGCGUCCGGUUUAUCAUUAACUUACCUCGCGAAGAGUUGGAAUCCGUCGAACGGAUAUGUUUCCAGGUGGAAGAGGCGCAAUGGUUUUACGAGGACUUUAUCCGGCCGUUGGAUCCGGCUCUUCCCUCGCUGUCGCUCAAGGCGUUCGCGCUGAGGAUUUUUCAACAUUGUCCGCUCAUGUCGCAAUGGUCUCAUUAUCACCACAUCACCGCGUUCUCGGAAUUCUUGGCCUACAAGACCCGUGUUCCCGUCCGCGGAGCCAUCAUGCUGAACUCGGACAUGGAUGAGGUGGUGCUGGUCAAGGGCUGGAAGAAGGGUGCCAAUUGGAGUUUUCCUCGCGGCAAAAUCAACAAAGAUGAGAAGGACUUGGAUUGUGCUAUCCGUGAGGUCUAUGAGGAGACCGGGUAUGACGUUCGCGAAGCCGGGCUGGUCAAGGAUGAAAAGGACGUCAAGUUCAUCGAGAUCACCAUGCGUGAACAGCACAUGAGGCUGUAUGUCUUCCGAGAUGUGCCUCGUGAUGCGUACUUCGAGCCUCGUACGAGAAAAGAGAUCAGCAAGAUUGAGUGGUACAAGCUAUCGGAACUACCGACGUUGAAGAAGAGUAAGCAACAGGAUCAAGGAUUUGCGGUCGCAAAUGCGAACAAGUUCUACAUGGUGGCGCCGUUCAUGAACCCGCUCAAGAAGUGGAUCGCCCAGCAGAAGAAACUUGAUCCGAAGACUCAUGUCGGGAUCAAGCAGGUGUUGCAGAAUGAAGGGGAGAUCUCGAUGGAUGAACCCCUCGCUACUCAUAAUGGCAUGACCCCAAUCCAGGCGCCUGUCGAGAUGGCUGCCCCGAGCACAUUGCCCGAGGUUACAAACUCUCAGGAUGCUUCGGUUCAUUUAAAACGUCUUUUGAACAUCAACGCUGCCGCUGUGCCGCAAGGUCCUUCCCUUGUGAAACCACCGCAGACCUCAGGUCCCGACAGCUCAAAGUCAAAUGCUCUCUUGGAGCUCCUCAGGAGUGGUUCUUCUCGUGGACCCGCACAGCAAGCCUCUCCAAGUUAUGAACAGACAUCGCCACCUCACGUUACGGCGGGAGCUGAUCCCUCGCAACAUCAACCUUAUCCUGCCGCCCCAUUGUUCCCUGGCUUCCCUCAGCAAGACCAACUUCACGGACCGCUUGAUAAACUGCCACAGCUACCCACUCCGUCCCAGUACGGAUCCAUUCCUCACCUUCCACCUGGCACUACUCAUAUGAACCCACAUGUGCCUCCCGGUGUCAUUGCCCAAGGAUUCUCCAUGAGCCCUCACGGUCCGCCAGGAGGACGCCAGGAUAUCCCACCUUUCGCACACCGUCCGCAUCCCGCACAAACUUAUCCUGAUGCCGCUUUGCCGCCGAUUCUGCCAAUGGCGCCUCCUGAGGCCCAGGGCCACGCACCGGCUCCCUAUCAGCGAACUGGAGAUCCUCAGUUCUCUCAACAAGCUCAGCCUACUCAUGUUCAAGGAGCUACUGUGCCUCACGCCAGUAAGCUGCCGCCGCCGAAGCUAACAAGCCAUUCAUUGGCGCUAUUGAAUGUGUUUAAGGACGAUACAGCGAAAACACCCAAGACUCCCAAAGCCACUCUGGCAGCGACUUCGCAGACGGCACCCGUCAGCGGACGCAAACCAUCACAACAUCAGGACCAAUUGUUAAGUUUGCUCAAAGACUCGCCCAGCGCUCCCGCUCCCGGUCCGGUGGAAUUGUCAGCUCAUUCGGUCUCUCCCUCUCGGAAGCGAAUCCUUCAACGCCCUCGUGAUAAUACCAGGCCCCAGGAGCCCGCAACUCAUGCCGGGGCACCUGUUCCGGCGCCCAGCACAUUCGCUCCAAAGCCGCCUGGCAAGAAAACGCAAAAUGGGCCGAACCGAAAGACGAACAAGGAAAGAAAAUCGCAGAACCUUGCUUCGCCUAUAACCAUAUUGCCCAGGCCGCAAAGUGCCAAAAAGGAGCAAACGCCCACGCCAGUUGCAGUGAACCAGUCCUCGCGGAACUCCUCUCGAUCUCGUCCCGACCAGAAGAUAAGGACUCCUGAGCCCUCGAAGCCAUUCCAGCCUCAAAUCCUUCGCCGGUCUGAAAACCUUGACAACAUUCUCCCAGUACGAACGAAGGCUACGCCCGACCCGGAACAGAGUGGAGCCGGCCAAGAAGCAAAAAUUCAAGCCGGGGAUGGACGCCGCCCAAGUCAUAAUGCGUCUCAGAGGGAUACCUUGCUCUCGCUUUUCGGCAAAGCAAGUGCUUCUCCUGCGCUGUCUCCUUCGGGACAACUUCACCUCCAGACAGCUGUCCCUCAACCCUCGGGGAGCUCCUCCGUCGUCAGCCCUCUUUCACCUCUUAAUCUCCCUACCGGAACUGCAACAAAUUCCGGGGUACCAAGCUUGGAUAUCAACCCCAGCAGAAUUGCGUCGCCUGAUAACAAGGCGUUUCUAUUGGGAUUCUUGGAGGGUGUCGCGAAAGGCAACAAAUAAUCGCACCUUUAAUUUGACGUUUUGCGUUGUUCAUCAGGGCUGGACAGGAGAGAGAUAAUGUACUUAAAUAGCAUACGAUCACACAAUAGCCGAGGAUUCUCGCUUUCGUUCCUUGAAUGGCAAAGCCUAUUUUAUAUUACUCUAUGUCCUUGCUGCAAGUAUGUCAAUUGACUCUUAUAAUCUGCAUUCCCAGGCCACCCAUUGUAUGCAUUCGGGCUUCUGAGGCGUUCAGACGACCCUGCAAACUCACCACUUAUAUCGUACAAGUUUCUGGAUUUAAUUGAGGCUCAGGACUAAACUGUGAUUUGUUUCCAACUAUCGAUAGUGUGGUAUUUGCGACGGCUAGUUUGAACGUGGAGUGAGUUGAGUGAUUUGAUGGGCUGAAAUUUGUAGAGUUAUAUAUCUUGGGUUUCAGGCAACAUUGGAUCCUGGAUUUACAUCAGAUCCAUUCCGCAACCAUGGACUAUUUCCGACAUCCACUUAGUUAGUAGAGUUGACGUAUUACUACCGGGUGUCGUGCUAGCGAUGGGUGCGUCCAUGUGCUUCCUUCGGUG
Molecule: messenger RNA, 3492 nt
Organism: Aspergillus melleus
Lineage: Eukaryota; Fungi; Ascomycota; Eurotiomycetes; Eurotiales; Aspergillaceae
Gene: DCP2
Product: decapping enzyme complex catalytic subunit DCP2
Exons: 1
Coding region: 635-2938 (767 amino acids)
Biological process (GO): nuclear-transcribed mRNA catabolic process, nonsense-mediated decay; deadenylation-dependent decapping of nuclear-transcribed mRNA
Cellular component (GO): cytoplasm; P-body
Molecular function (GO): 5'-(N(7)-methylguanosine 5'-triphospho)-[mRNA] hydrolase activity
Source: RefSeq, a predicted model, not a curated record